This is a messenger RNA of Babesia ovata, 3753 nucleotides long. RefSeq lists its product as uncharacterized. The record is from RefSeq and is a predicted model, not a curated record. NCBI's taxonomy places the organism in Eukaryota, Apicomplexa, Aconoidasida, Piroplasmida, Babesiidae. Bases 1 to 3753 code for a protein of 1250 amino acids. The transcript is spliced from 2 exons. Gene Ontology annotation, molecular function: plus-end-directed microtubule motor activity.
AUGAAUUUCCGUGAUGGACCUCUCAAAAAUCUUCAAAAUCAAUUUAAUGAGGUUGAUAAAAUUGCAACAAAAAUUAAUGGCCUUAAUAAGCAGAAAGAUGAAAAAAGUAAGGCGCCUGGAAAGGCGCCGCCCGGCAGUGAUACUGAGAUUGAGAGGCUUACAAAGGAAAUUGAGCAAAAAAAUCAGGAGCUUGAAAAGCAAAAGGAGAGCCGUGAAAGGCAAAUUAAUGCGCUUAAAAAUGCUUUAAGUGUGCCUAAAAGCAAAAUUGAGUCUGAGAUCUCCAACCGUCAAAAGAGUGUUGCUGAGCUUGAUAGGCAAAUUGAAGCAGAGCGUAAAAGGCAAAUUGAUGAUUUUCAAAAACAGGGAUAUGAUGCUGAAAAAGCAAAAAAAUAUGUCUCCAUUCCCUAUCAUCUUUCCAAUUCUCUUGAAACUGAGCAGGCUAAAUUGAUGUCUCAUGAGGCUUCGUUGGAGUCUCUUGAAAGUCUUGGAAUGCUUAUUACAUUUCAUCAGAGUGUUCAAACUCCUCAAAGUGGAGAAUGUGAAAACAUUUUAGAUAAAUUGUGUACAGGUCUCCAAACAUUUUUAGGGUACAAUGAAACUUCCAAAGGCUACGAUGGCACUGGCAUCGUGUACUCGGACCUUGACAGGCUCUGCGACGGGGUGAUGUCUUUCCUUCAUGGAGUUCUUGAGAGUGUUAAGGAUGAUCCAAGCGUUUCCACAUAUAGCUUUAUAUCACAAAAAGACCUUAAUAAAAUUUUAGAACAUAUGCAUCGUGGUGAUUAUGGUUUUCGUGUUUGCAUAGAUCAUGUGAAUCGUGUGCUUCAUGACUAUGAUGAUGAACUUAAUAAGCGCACAAAAAAUGUAAAUAAAUCACUUAGCGAACUUAGUGAUCACUUAGGUAAUAAAUAUGUCACACAAGUAAAUGAGAAGAUUAGUGCUUCACUCACCGACCAGUUGACUGCUUGGCGGUCGACGGUCGAAAGCCUCGAAACUGAGGUCAAUAAUAUUCUAACUGAUAACAUUAAUGUGUUAGAUAUUUCACUUAAAAGUAGUGUAUUGCAUGAAUUCAUGCCUGUGAAAAGUGUGGUAGAGCAUAUGAGAAGUGUCGCCUUCGAUGGGCAGAUGGAGACGCAGGUGAGGCGUGUCGAUGAGCACUUGCUGGCGCAGAGAACAUUGAUUCUAAAUAACACAAACGAGCAGUGUUGCGUACUUCAGACAAAAUUAAAAGAUAAAUUUGAUAAUGUUCUGGAACACAUUCGUGGUCUUAGGCAGAGUAAAAAAUGGCAUUUCCAUAUUAUGGAGAGUACAUUGAAGAAAUUUCAACGGUUCGUUGAUGAAAAAUAUAACAACGACUACAGAAACAAAAUUUGGAGCCAUUUCAACGAAAUACAAAAUAAAGUCAAUGAUGCCUACGAUGCAUUAACCACCAAGAGACUGCAACUUGUGCAUCUAGUUACACAAGCUCAAGAGGAAUUUUUAAUUUUGAAAACAAAUACACAGGAGAGUGUGUCAAAAAGUACAGAUGAUCCCAGCAUACAACAUAAUUGGGCAGCGCUAAAAAGCCAAAUAGCAUGGGAUGUCGGUCAAAUCGUCAACGACAACCAAACAUCCGGCCACCUUGACGCCAUCGUAAAGGCAAUCGAAGGGUAUGCUAAGAAGUUCAAUAAACAUGGGAUGUUUGGGACCCAAAUCGUUGCAGGGUGGUUAAAUGGAAUCUUCGACAAGGAGCCGGUUAAGGGAUUAGUUGCAACCUAUAUUGGGAGUAGUCUCAGGAAUAAUGUGGUUGCGGUAGAAAAGCUAAAAUUCAUAGUAACUGCAUGGAUAAAAACAAUGGCAGGUCACGUCACGACGUCACCCACAUUUAAUGAAACCGUUGAAGAUCAUCUCCGAAAUAUCCAGAAGUUUUUCAGUGAGUUCGCCAAAAAAGUUGAUCCAGAUAAACCUGGUGAGAUGGUGGAGUACGUGCAUUUGCAGUUCCAGCAGACUCUGCGUGGCCGUCCACUCCCUAACAGCCAAACGGAACUCGAACCCGCAGUGAAAGCAAUUCUGACCGCCGUCCACUGUGCGGCUCUGCAAGUUGGCGAGGAACUAAAAUCUUUCACCUCUGACACCAUCAGCAAGUAUGACCUCGGUAUUAAACUAAAAGCGGCUAUAGCAGAGGUCGAUAAAAUUAAGCAGCAAAUUGACAGCAAGAAGGCGUCAGAGUACAACAAUGGCGUCGGCAAAAAAAUUGAUGACGCAUUGUUAACCGUUCAGAGUAAGAUUAAAUCACUUGAUAGAUAUUUAGUUAAUGAAAGUGGCGAUGAGUCAAUUCGCAAGGGUAUUGGAGAUAUUAAGACAGAUGUUCUUGAUAAGCUUGAUAAGCUGCAGAAUGUGAAAGACGAGACAAAUAGCAUUGAAAGUAGGAAGACUAAGGCCGAUGAGCUUAUGAACAGUUUGAAAAAUGAAAUUCAAAACAAGCUUAUCGAGUUCGAAUUAAAUCUCACUUCUGCAGACGAUGCGUUGACCAAGACCAUUGAUUCUGUCUAUAGCGCUGCGGUUAAGGCUGAAGAGGAUAUCAAGCUCACCGUACAACAACUCAACAAAACGCUUCUCGAAACCACCGAAUACGCCUUCAAAAGGGUGACUGAUGAAGUCCAGAAGCUUUUUGCCGAAGGACACAAAUCCCACCUGACUGCCUUGAUAUCGUUGGUUGACACCAAAAUUCCCAAAGUGAAAACGAUAAUCGACGACGAUUUGAACACCGGCCUCAAAGGCCUCCUCAAGACUCUGAAAGAAAAUCAUGAGAGGCUGCAAGACAUGGCAACGAAACAUAAAUUUGAAAAUCGCGCAUCCAUUUUUAGAGCCUAUUUGGAGCCUAUUUUCAAUUUCACUCUUUUCGACCUCCCCAAACAUCUCCCCAACUCCCAAUACUCCCCCCAACUCCAGUCCAUCCACUCCGCUCUGACCACCCUCCUCUCCCACCUGUCCGAGCAAAAACACUUCACCCACCAGGUCCCCGGAAUGCUCGCGGAACUCAAGACAUCCGUCCAAGCACUCCACUCCACAAACUUCGCCAAUCCCGCCGUGUUUUCCAUCCUGAACACAAAUUUGAGUGAGUUGAGAAAGAGGUGCAAGGUGGAUUGGAGAGGUGAUCAAAUUAAUGAAUUCACGGAGCUUGGGACAUUCUUCUCCGAUAAUGGUUUCGUAGUGUCCGACAAUAAUAAACAGAACGGCGAGUUGCAAAACAAAGAAGGGAUGAACGGAACAAAAGUCGUCGGAUGCCUUGUCGGUGAUUAUCCUCGUGUUUUCCCUUCUGUUGAAAACACUAGGCAUGCGAUUAAUACGAUUGUCGACUCUCUCCCUGCCUACUACCAAGUCGGUCACAUCUCCACAUUCUCCGCUAAUAAGCUACCAUGUUCAGUCUACGAAAUGCUCGCAUGGUGCUCCGGUUUACGCCAUAACGGUGCGUACGAUGCGCUUAAGCAGCACAUAAAAACAGCAGUCAAGACGAAGGAUGCGCAAUCUGGUAAUGAGUUACCUUACACGGAUGCGUUCCCAAGAGCAUUCGGCGCUCAACAUCUGGAAAAUGUCAUCGAACAUAUCACAUUGCAAUCCGCUUCCGUCCUAACCAGUAUAGUAGGCCACGGCAACGCUUCUACCACCUACUCCUGUGACUACUUCAACAACUCCUUUACAUUUAAAUAUCCCUCUAGCGGUUCAGAAUGCUUAGAUUUACUCAUUGACAUCCUUAAAAAUUGUUCCCGCCACUGA